AUGGCGUACUCUGCCCAGGACUCGGCGACCCUCCCAGCCGAGAUACAGACACUCUCCUCGUUCGUUCACCAGAAACCCCACGUACUUGCCACCGGAAACAACGAGCUUCAAGCGGCUGCCCUCACCGCGACCAAGUAUGUGUACGAUCUCGCCAUAAAGUCAGAGACACAGGCUCGCAACCAAAUAGCCGAACUCCUUGCCUCGAUAUCCCCUGCUCUCGCACCUCAGACACGAUCCCAAGCUGCCGCAGUGUCCAAAUCAGGCCGCGGCUCAGAUGCAGGUGCAACUGCAGAUGUCCCUACCCUACAGAGCACUCCUUUGCCAGAGCUUUUUAUCGAAGAUAUGAAUGAGGAACAGAUAUGGGCACAGUUGGAACUUAGGACGCGGAACGUGUGCAACGUCUUGGAUUUUCUUCUGGACGAACCUGACGAAAGUGAGGAAUCUGAAGCUGAAGAGAUGACAUCCAAGAAGGUAAAUACACCGAAAAAUCUGCGAUCCGGUAACGUGGAUAGAGACAUGGAUUUCCUUGGAGACAUGGAUUUUGACAGUGAGGACGACACAGAAGAGAGUGAUGACGAUGAAGAUGACGAUGACGACGAGGAUGGAGAUGGAGAUGACGACGAGGACGAGGACGAAGACGACGAUGUUGACCUUGGUGAGGGUAUAGUUGGACUACGUGACCCUUCCGACGAAGAAGACGAGGAGGACGUCGACCUCGAUCGGCCUCCAUUGUCUAGCAGGCAAAAGUCCCGACGGAAAACGAAAGUUGGCGGUCAUUCACAACUUGAUGAUGGAUUCUUCGACCUUGCUGCUUUUAACGCUGAAACUGAAGCAGCAGAGGCUCGUGGUGUCUCAAAAGGCCGUUUGAGCGGCAACGACAGUGAUGAUGAAGACGAAGAGAUGGUCGAUCUAUUUGCACCCGUAGACGAUACAGCAACUUUUCACGAAAAUGGACUAGAGAGUAGUACUAGUGAGCCACUCUACAAAGACUUUUUUGAUCCUCCCCCUCGUUCUGCACUUCCAAGUGGCGACAGGGAAUCUCGCGCACGCGGAGGUGUCGCUCUUUCCAAAGGAAAGGUGCGUUUCCAUGAAGAGGUAAGAGUGAGGAACAUCAAGGCAAAAGGCAAGAAUUUGCCUACCUCUAUGAUGUACGAAGAAGAAGAAGACGACGAAGACGACGACGAUUACGAGGAUGAAGAGGAGACUUUUGUGUUAGAUGAUACAAAUGACGGGAGUGAAGGAGGGGAAGAUAGUGAUCUCACUGAAGAGGGAAGCUAUGAUGGCGAAAGCGCCGAAUCUGCGGACGAAGAAGAGGAAGAUGGACGAGACACGAUGGAUCGAUUUAAAGAUGACUUGUUUGCUGAAGAAGCAGAGGAAUCUCAACAAGACAUGUCCAAUUUCGAGAUACGCAUGAUGGCACUUCGAAAAGAAAUCGCUGAACUAGAGGCUGAGAGCGUGGCAAAGAAGAAUUGGACCCUCAUGGGUGAAGCAACAUCUCGCUCGCGUCCACAGAAUUCACUCCUAGAGGAAGACCUGGAAUUUGAGAGGGCGAUGAAGUCUGUACCGGUCGUUACGGAAGAGACGGUUCACAGUCUCGAGGAACGGAUCAAGGCCAGGAUAAUGGAGAAUCAGUAUGACGAUGUUGUACGGAAACGGCCUGUAGAAGAUAAACCGUUUCUCCCCUCUCGAUUUUUUGAGCUGCAGGACACUAAAUCGAAACAAUCCCUGGCUGAGAUCUACGAGGAUGAAUAUACCACAGCGCAGACUGGCGGGAUUGCGGGCGAAGACAGAGAUGGUAAGCUCAAGAAAGAGCAUGAGGAGAUCGAGAAGCAGUGGGAACAAAUUUGCGGCAAGUUAGAUGCGCUCUGCAAUGCACAUUUUACACCAAAAGCUCCCAAGGCAGCUAUAUCGACUGUGGCAAACGUCGCUGCUGCAUCUUUAGAGUCCGCCCUUCCAACGGCUAUGUCUACAUCGUCCAUGCUCGCGCCUGAGGAAAUUUUCGCCCCUCCUUCCGCUGGCGACCUGAAUUCCCGCAGCGAGCUCACACCUACUCAGAAACGCGCGCUUCGAACCAAGCAGAAGAAGGCGAAGAAGAAAGCUCGUGACUCCCUCGAGAAGGCUGUAGACAAGUUUGCACAGUCAAAGCGAGUUGCCGGGAUCAAAAAGCAGAAGGAGGUUGCGUUGAAAAGUGUGGUCAAGAGUGGGAAGGGGGUCACAGUGAUUGGAAAGAAGAGCAAGGAUGUGACAGGGAAACAGAAACGGACAGAAUCGCAUCCUCGACGUACUGGAUGA
Messenger RNA from Fibroporia radiculosa, 2292 nucleotides. RefSeq lists its product as uncharacterized. The transcript is spliced from 5 exons. The record is from RefSeq and is a predicted model, not a curated record. Gene Ontology annotation, cellular component: small-subunit processome; Mpp10 complex; sno(s)RNA-containing ribonucleoprotein complex. The coding region runs from base 1 to 2292 and encodes 763 amino acids. NCBI's taxonomy places the organism in Eukaryota, Fungi, Basidiomycota, Agaricomycetes, Polyporales, Fibroporiaceae. Gene Ontology annotation, biological process: rRNA processing.